UACUGGACACAGAUUGCAUUGCUGUGUCGUGGCUCUGUAACAUAACGCGAAGGUGGAGAAGAAGAAGUGAAUUGCGUGCUCUCAUUUGACCGUAAAGCAAAUUUUCAUGAUUUUAAGAGCAAACAUAUUUCCUCAAUUGAUCUACACUUAGAUAACGGGAUUCACCAGCUCCGGAUAUGUCCUUCAUAUUUGAUUGGAUUUAUAGUGGUUUCAGUAGCGUAUUGCAGUUUCUAGGACUGUACAAGAAAUCGGGCAAGUUAGUAUUUCUUGGACUGGACAAUGCUGGCAAGACGACGCUACUGCACAUGCUCAAAGAUGACAGAUUGGGACAGCAUGUGCCAACUUUACAUCCAACCUCAGAAGAACUGACGAUCGCUGGCAUGACCUUCACCACCUUUGACCUUGGAGGCCAUGCACAAGCUCGCAGAGUGUGGAAAAACUACCUCCCCGCCAUCAACGGCAUCGUCUUCCUUGUGGAUUGCAUCGACUUCCCUAGAUUGCCAGAGUCCAAAACAGAACUUGAUGCUCUAAUGACAGAUGAGACCAUUGGAAACGUGCCUAUCCUGGUCCUCGGCAACAAGAUUGACAAAACAGAAGCCGUCAGUGAGGAGACACUACGUGAGAUGUUUGGAUUAUAUGGUCAGACAACAGGCAAGGGCAACAUUCCCAUGAAGGAGCUGAACACGAGACCACUGGAGGUGUUCAUGUGCAGCGUGCUGAAGAGGCAGGGUUACGGCGAGGGCUUCCGCUGGCUCUCCCAGUACAUUGACUAGAGCCCCGGCACCAGGAGGUGCUACAGGGAGACACCCCACUUCUACCGCCACCAUACUCAGUCCCAUGUUUGGUUUAUAAAGUCUGCCUCCGCCACCAGAAAAAAACAGUACAACUUGAACCCAAUACUUUUAUUGGUCUCCAGAACACUUUUUUGGGGUUACACUGUCUCUUUUUUUCCAAGAGAAUUAACAUAGCAUUGGUUCUGCAGAAGUGUUUUAAAUAAUUCUAACGGAUUAAUCUUUUCUAUUUUGUUUCCAUCUAUUCGCCUCCCCAUGACAUCUGUUGGUGUGACAAAUGCAGUAUAUAAUUGUAAAUCUGUAAAUGAAUCUAAUCUGCCACCUUCCAACACAUUUUGAGCAGUGAGACAGCUGAUUAGUUGUACACAUCGCAAUACUUUUUUAACAGGAAAGGCAACAUACAGACAUGACUCGUGUUUAAUCAUGUUUCAUUAAUGUCUUUUCUUCAUCCUAUAUUUUUUACAUAGUAAGAAGUGUGGCCAAGUAGACAACAGCACUCACCUUAAAGAAAACCCUUCCGUCUCUCUGGCUGUGUCAUUUUCUUCUAAUAAACUGAGCCCUGCAUUGAUCUACAUUAAUGUAUUGGAAAUAGUUACAUUUCUUAAGAGUUUGUCACUUGUAUUGGCAUUUAAGGUAAUCCCAUUUCCAAACGGCAAUGUGUUGUCUGUGGACAUGGACUAGUCCCAUGCUCCAAGACUGGAGUGUAGGUAGGCCAAUGGGUUGUAGGCAGCAUGGAACUCUGGGGGUCGACAUGCUGUGGUAAGAUUGAAAGGACCAUAUACGACAAUGGGAGGGGACAUUUUAAUUUGGAAGAAUGAAAAGGAAUAAUAUUGGCUAUAUAACCAUCUCUCUGGGGUUUGAGGUUCAAAUUGUUAGCUAGCAGACAAGAUCAGAAAGAUAUUUAACUGUGAAUGAAAUGAUUGAAAAUAGCUUGAUGAUAAUAUGCAGUAAAAAGUGGUUGGAGCUAUGUAACAUCUCAGUAGUUGGCAAUGUUAGAAAGUCAGAUGAGUUCCCUCAAGCAGAGCUGGGCCCAGGUUCACCUUAGAAACCGACCCUGAACAGGAUGAAUAUAGUGUCCCAAGUUAGAGAUGAGGAAUAGUCCACGAGUGAAAACUUAGCAGAAAGGGACCAUAUGGGAUUUUUUAAAUAAGUGGUUUCCUUGAUCAAUGUGCAUUAUAAAACUAUUAUGCAUGCCUUGUUCUUUGUUUUUUAUCGACCAUAUACAGAAGUACAACGAGGGAGCAGAUGCCAAAUUACAGUGUAAGGAAUUGAGUGCUUAUCUCAAAACCUGUCGUUUUUUUCCUGUUCUGCCCUUCGGUGUUUUCAUUUCCUCAUAUUCCAUGAACUGUUCCGAUAAGGGAGACUUACUGUUUGCAUCAUAAAUUGUAAUAAACAUUUGCAAUGAAUAACCGAA
Molecule: messenger RNA, 2205 nt
Organism: Oncorhynchus gorbuscha (pink salmon)
Lineage: Eukaryota; Metazoa; Chordata; Actinopteri; Salmoniformes; Salmonidae
Product: GTP-binding protein SAR1a
Exons: 7
Coding region: 177-773 (198 amino acids)
Biological process (GO): endoplasmic reticulum to Golgi vesicle-mediated transport; intracellular protein transport; membrane organization
Cellular component (GO): endoplasmic reticulum exit site; COPII vesicle coat
Molecular function (GO): GTPase activity; GTP binding
Source: RefSeq, a predicted model, not a curated record